This is a messenger RNA of Lytechinus variegatus (green sea urchin), 1228 nucleotides long. RefSeq names its product inner centromere protein-like. The transcript has 6 exons. Lineage: Eukaryota; Metazoa; Echinodermata; Echinoidea; Temnopleuroida; Toxopneustidae. The coding region runs from base 179 to 1156 and encodes 325 amino acids. The record is from RefSeq and is a predicted model, not a curated record.
GGUAGAGUAUGGUUCUCGCUCGACCGUCGAUCCUGGUGUUGCCUUGGUUUUCAACAGCGCGGCAGCUGUACCUCAAUGUAGAUCGCCGCUCCGUCGGAUCGGUCGCGUCAAACGCAUAAUAUCGGAAACAAUUUAAUAUUGUCAGCUUUGCGAUAAAUUAUCAGUGCUCAUCAAAACCAUGAGAUCAUGCAGGAAGAAACAGAAUCCACGCGAACUUUUGGAGCAAAUGCUCGAAAGGACAACUUUGACGACCAGGCGAAUUGCUCAUGAUAAUGUUGAAGAUGUUGGAGGAGCUGCCUACGGAAGGGCACAUGAAGCAUGGAGGCGGGACAAAGAAGAGUCAAUACGUAAAGCUGUACAAGAGACAGAGGAAAGGGCAGCCCGGAUAUUGAAAGAAACGCUCGAAAAGGCAAUGAAAAAGGCAGAAGAAGAGAAAAGGAAAGCAUUAGAAGAAGCUAGAUUGGAAGCAGAAGCUACAGCCGAAAGGGUAAGGAUAGCCCGAGAUCAGUUGGAAGCAGAACGCAUUGCCAAGUUAACAUGGGCUUUCAAGAAGGAGAAGGAAGAGGCCUUGAGGAAACAGUGGGAAGAAUGUGAACGGAUCAGAAUAAAAGCUGUAGAGGAUGCCAUCGCAGAGACGACUCGUAAAUUACGCAAGCAGUUCCUUGUUGCCAAAGAAUUUGCUGUAGCCAGAGCUCUCAAAAUCGCCAGGUUUCAUUUUGCCCACCGUUUAAAGAAGGCAAUAGAGGCUACGAAAGAAGAGUGCAAUAGAUUGGCAGCCGAAGAGGCAGCACGGGUUGCCAAGCUUCACAGGGAAGAAACAAUGAGACUCAAUAAAAUAAUUCAUGAAACUGAGAGGGAACUUCGAGAUGAGAUGCAAGCCAGAGAUUGGGUUCAAACAGAUUUCAAGGAUAUUCAGAACGACUACAGGCGUUUCUUGGAUUACACAGACGGCAAAUACCAUUCAGAUUACAUGCUUAGGUUGCGGAAGCACGGAAUGAAAUUUGAUGCGAACUUUGACCAGAUUGAUGAGGAAUCUUGGGUGGAUAUAUUCCCGUUGCCAACGUAUCUCCAUCGUUACGCUCGCAAGAGUAUGGUGACUCCACACGACGUGACCAAAGAAAUGAACUUUGCACCUCCCAAGAUGGAUAAAAAAUGAUGUAUGUUUUUGUUUAGCAGAACAGUAUUAUAAAGGUAUAUUUCUAUAGAGAGAGUAAAAAUGCAUUUUACA